GCUCCGGCGUGCCUUCCGCUGCAGCCGCCACGGUCUGUGCCCACCGCCGCCACGGCGAAGGCUGGGGCCGCGCUGCACCCGGAGCUGCGGGCCCGGCUGCAGAGACUUGGCAUCGGGCUCAACGCGGAUUUGCUGCGCCCCGGCGUGGAAGGCGGUGCUCCAGCGGCGCCGAGCGGCUGCGCGCGGGACGACUCGCACAGGGCACCUGCGGCGCCCGCCGCCAGAGCAGCUUCCCCGGCGCCCGGCGGCUGUGCCGGUGGCCCCCAACCCACCGAGGCUGCGCAGCCGUCGCCGCCCGAGGGGGAGGCCGCCGAUGGUCGGCGGCGGCCUGCCGAGGCGGCCGGCGGGGACGGUGCACUCGGCGACCUCUGCGUGGACGACCUCUUGGGCCAGCUGGAGGCCCUGGACGCGAGGCAGGAGGCGCUGCAGAGGGGCGCCGAGAAGGCGCGCCCCGGCGGGAGGCGCCCGACGAGCGCCGCCGCUCGCAGGCCCUCCAGGAGCCCAUCGCUGACCCCAGUGCCCGACCCCGCCGCUGCCUCCGAACUUCCCGCCCCUGCCGCCGAGCCGCCGCGCGAGCAGCGGCGCGAGGGCGGCGAGGGCGCCGCCGCUGGCCGCCGCGCCGCGGAGGCCGCCGAGGCCGUGGCAGCGCAGCACCCUCUGGAGGGCGUUUCCCUCGGGGCUGCCGCCGCCGCGCCCACCGGCUGCUUCCGCCGGCACAGGUCGCGCCGGGAGCUGCCGCCCGCCCUGCCCGACGGCGGCGCGGCCGCGGCCGCCGCGGCCGCCGCCAGGCGCGGCGCGCGCGGCGCGGCGGGGGCGCGGGGGCCGUCGGCGUCGCCCCGCGAGGCCGCCCUGGGCCUCGGCGGGCGGCCCGGGAGUGCGCCGCGGGCGAGGGCCAG
Prorocentrum cordatum is the source of this 896-nucleotide messenger RNA. Lineage: Eukaryota; Dinophyceae; Prorocentrales; Prorocentraceae. The record is from the annotation of a GenBank genome assembly.